Strongylus vulgaris is the source of this 871-nucleotide messenger RNA. NCBI's taxonomy places the organism in Eukaryota, Metazoa, Nematoda, Chromadorea, Rhabditida, Strongylidae. The record is from the annotation of a GenBank genome assembly.
AAUUUGGUGAAGAACGAGACGUUCGUGCGAAAGUUGAGGGCCAAUGGAAUAAGUGGACAACUAUUAUGAGACGGCCAUGGAAUCUUCUCGAAAGAGUCUGUUCUGUAAAUGCACCGAAUUUCUUCGUAAACAACAUUGGAAAUCGUGAAUUUAUGCGCGAAGUUGAUAUCUCUAGUGCUAAUGCUCCCCUUUCGCCUGCGGUAUGGCGGUAUCUAGUGGUUGUGGAUAGUCGACAAGCUGACUAUUCCUCAAUAGAUAUCACCAAAUUAGCGGAUAAACCUACAUCGGACUAUGACAAUACUCCCUACUAUAUUACUGCCUCCUUAACACCUGACCAAGUUCAUCGAAAUAUCGACUUUCGAUUAGGUGAUGGAAAAGUCCACGGUGGUUACUUGAACUAUCCCCUAAAAGAAAGCCAGACUGAUCCUCGAUGGACGCUGAUCCCAAUGACGCAAUUGGAAAAUGAGAUUAUGGAACCGCGACUGAAGACAUGCGGUUUUACCGAAGAAGGAAAUUUCGAGUGUGACAUGCCACUGGGAGAAUUUAUCUCAUACAUUCCAAUGUGGAUAAAAACCGCAUGGACGUUGAUCCCAAUGACACAAUUGGAAAAUGAGAUUAUGGAACCACGACUGAAGACAUGCGGUUUUACGGAAGAAGGAAAUUUCGAAUGUGACAUGCCACUGGGAGAAUUCAUCUCAUACAUUCCAAUGUGGAUAAAGACUGCCUUGGUGCUGUGUUUUUCAGCGAUUGUAUUCUGCUUCUGCAUAAUGCUUGCAUGUGGUCUACGACGAUUUUGUGGUGAGAAAAGUUUAAAAUUAUUAAAAUUUGAAAUUCAUUAUUGUUGUGAAUUCAAGCACCUAAAAUGUUGAGU